Molecule: messenger RNA, 2246 nt
Organism: Electrophorus electricus (electric eel)
Lineage: Eukaryota; Metazoa; Chordata; Actinopteri; Gymnotiformes; Gymnotidae
Gene: prnprs3
Product: prion protein, related sequence 3
Biological process (GO): protein homooligomerization
Cellular component (GO): membrane
Source: RefSeq, a predicted model, not a curated record
UUCUGACCCAUCCCUUCACUGGCGGGUUGCGCCCUUCAGCCAUAACGCAGAUCCCCCGAUAAGCUACAAGCCAGGCGACUUCAGCUAAAUACAUCAUACGUCACCGGGUAGGGGGCUCGAAAGAAGCGUCUUACAGAGAUGAAUCGUCUUGCAGUGCUGUGCGUCUGUUUGGCUUUGAUGGUUUCAGUCGUGGGCAAACGAGGAGGAGGUGGAGGUUUUAAAGGCGGAUUCGGCUGGGGGAAAGGAAGCAGCACGGGUAAUAAAGGAACAAAUACUGGAAGCAAAGGAGGCAGCAACACAAGAGGGUCAUCAUCAGGAGGAACACACUCUCAACCAGCAAGUUACCCUCGUCAGCCUCAACAACCUAAUCAAAAUCCCCCACCAUACCCCGGCACAGGUGGAGGAUACCCUGGUUCCUCUCCUGGAAGAGGGGGUGUUGGAGGAUACCCCAAUCAAGGAGGGAAUCCGGGUCAAGGACGCUAUCCAAAUCAAGGAGGCUACCCGGGUCAAGGAGGCUACCCGGGUCAAGGAGGCUACCCAGGACAAGGUGGAUACCCGGGCCAAGGAGGCUACCCAGGUCAAGGUGGAUACCCGGGUCAAGGCGGCUACCCAGGUCAAGGUGGAUACCCGGCUCAAGGAGGCUACCCAGGUCAAGGUAGAUACCCGGGUCAAGGAGGCUACCCAGGUCAAGGUGGAUACCCGAGCCAAGGAGGCUACCCAGGUGCAGGUUCAUACCCAGGGGCACGUUCAUAUCCCAACAGUUACCCAGGAAGGGCUGGAGGAUACCCUUAUCCUCAAGGAGGCUCUUACCCCGGGUACCCAGUCCGAGGAGCAUCUUAUCCUGCUUCCAACCCCAGCCAACAUGGUGUUGCAGGAGGAUAUGCUGGAGCAGCACAGUACCCCUACUGGAAUCCCAACAACAAAAUUAUCAGCCCUCGCUAUGGUGGCAGCUAUGGAUAUGGUAGUUAUGGAGCUGGUGGUUCCCCUUUUGCACAGUCUGUGCAUAAUAUGGGCAUGAAUCCAUCUCUUAAGUCAAAGGGAUUUGGUAAGCAAGCAGUAAUGGCGGCUGGAGUUGGAGCUGUAGCUGGCAUGGCCUUAGGCUACGGCCUGGGCAGUUUCCCCCGCCCGCACUUUACGUUCCACAACCCACAGGAAGAAUAUUAUUAUAACCAUUAUAUGUACAGACGCUAUGGCUCCAGACCCUCUGACAGUAACACAGACCCCAGAUCUCCAGGCGAUCCUGAAUCAAGCAACACUGACCCAGGAACCAGUAAUGCUUAUGACAUCUUUCGAAAUCCUCCACCGCAGUCCUAUGACAGCUUCAUGAACAGCUGUAUGAAGAGGACUGACUUGUUACAAGGGGAACAGGGAAACAGAAACAAGAGAGCUGCUGAAGACUCACAGCCCCCUGCUGUUGCAGAUAGUGAAAAAGGCACUGUUCAAGGGGAGGAUUUUCUAGAAAAGGAGAAAUCAGCUGGAACAACAAAGGUUCCACUCCCAAGUGGCAGUACAGAUAUAAAUGAAAGCACUGGGGAAGGAUCCAUGGCCAGAAACAACACAGAUAUCCCUUCAGCCGCAAAACUCACAGGUGCUACGGAGAUACCCAUGCAACCUCAAGAGGACAAAAUGGAUGAGAAGAGCGAGGAAGAAGACGACACUGUGAGCAUAAUGGAGAUUGGCUAUCCUGCACUGAUUGAGCAGCUGAAAGCCCGACGCUGUGUUGAGCUUUAUAUGGUUAAUGCAGAGCGCCACGCCCAGCGCCAGAUCCAGGAGCGCAGUGGUGACGGUGCCCCCUCAGGAAAUGGGGCACAGCCCAGGUCCCUCGGCCAUGGGGUCACACUGGUGCUGAGCAGCACCCUGUGUCUCCUCCUCAGCUCCCUGUUGUUGCACUGAGCAUAGAAAGCUUGCACUACAUCCUUUUGAGUUGAAACAGGCCAAGGUACUCAUAGGAAAGUAACAUCUGAUGUCAUAGAGGUAGGCAAUCAGUUGAAAAAUAAUGAUGUGGUAUCAACAUUUAGUAAGGACUCACACUCUUGGCCAUUUAACCCUAAUGAGGGAGUUGGGUUAUUGAACUAUAUUUCAGAAUUAGUUCUGUUAUUUCCCUCAACCUCUUGCUGUUAUAGAUUAUGGGCUGUUGAAGACAUAGGCAAUAUCUGCUUCUAUAAUAAUUGCUGGAAACAUUUUAAUAUGUGGUUGUUAUUAAAGCUGUUACAUGAUUGCAGUUGUCUGCACAGCACAUGUAGACC